Molecule: messenger RNA, 1476 nt
Organism: Colletotrichum godetiae
Lineage: Eukaryota; Fungi; Ascomycota; Sordariomycetes; Glomerellales; Glomerellaceae
Exons: 8
Coding region: 1-1476 (491 amino acids)
Source: RefSeq, a predicted model, not a curated record
AUGACCGACUCGGCGUUUGCAGCACUCGUACCUCCAGCCUGGACCGAGACUGAGAGUGGAACGCUUUGUUACAAGGAGACCCCACAGGAAAUCCAGACUGAUGAUAAGCUUGCUGUGGCUGAAGAGGUGCUUGAGUAUGACCGGAUUACUGCGCGGAGAACAUGUUUUGGGGUGGUGUCUGUGUCUGUACCGUUGAAGGCUGCGGUUGAUAACAUGCUUGCGGCUGCUGCUGCUGUUGUUGAGGUUGUGCCGUCGACGGCCAUGAGGAAGUUUGAUACAUUGUUGGUCUUCGGAAGACUCUGCGUGAAUACUCGAUCACAAUAUUGGAAAUUGCAGAAACCAUCGGUUUCAACAGCACUCGAAACCAUGAAACAACAGUUCGACGGGUUCAUCGAAGGUUUUCUUUCAAGAUCACACCAAACGACGUCAAUGCAGAUACGACGCAAUACAAACUCAUGGGAGGAUGUGAUGGCGGAGGCGGGAGCUAUUUCUGACAAGUACAAGAAACAGAAGAAUUCAUUCGGCUGCAGGAACCAACUAUUCACACGAUCAUCUCGUCCAGUCGAGUUUCUCAUCGAGGUGAUGCUCAUCGAGUUUGUGGUGCAAGUGAUGCCCGAGGACGAUGUCACGUUGAAGUCUUCUCCCGACGUGACGAAGGCUGCAAGUCGUCAUCAUGCUUUGGUCCAUGAGAUUGAUGCCACUAAGACCUACGCCCGGCUUUACGAGUGGUCACCGCGCAUUCGGCACGCCGUGGAGGCAGGCUUUGGGGGCUUCAGAGCAGGUGUCAAGUCGGUCUUCGCCGGAGAAGAGUACGGUUCUGAGCUGCGAAAAAAGGAUAACCACGUGUAUCGAGAAGACUUCGGCGUAACUCGAAGAUGCGGGCAAAAGGAGGCGCUCGAAGCAUUGAGGUCCAAGACUAGCCAGCACCAUCCACAGCCGCAGCAACAGAUCAACUAUUAUGUCACUCUCUCUAUGCCUAGAGUCACGGGUUCCAUGCUACUGUCGACGCCCGGAUUUGGGCUGUUAGCGAACGCUGAGAACCAGGCGCUUUCCAGUAUACAGAAAGAAUCGGAACUUGUUUUCUUUGUGGGUAACUCACUAAGCCCUCAGAAACAAGGCCGGCUAACCUCGAUCAAACGAGAUCAAACUUUUCAAAAUUGGUCCAAAUCUACGAACUCUCAAGUCCUAGUACUCAGCGGCAUGGACUUUGAUGUACUGCACACGGAUGUUGUUUCGACUCUGAGUUACAUGUGUUCCCUACUGGCUCGCACAAUUUCCCGCAUGUAUCACGCUUUUCCAUUGGCCUUCUUUUGCCGGAUUCACUGCGAUCCGGAGGGGCCACUUCCGGGCGCUACCGGCUUGUUAAGAUCCCUGAUCCCACAGAUCCUGCUGUCUUCAAAUGGGCAAAUCGACAUGGAUUUCCUGACGGAGGCCAGCUUGCACGUCGUUCAAUAUCUUGAUAUACAGGUCCUAUGA